AUGCACAAAAUAAAGGUACUGGAAUUGUAUUGCGGAAUAGGAGGAUUACACUAUAGUUUACUUCAAGCUUUUAACAAUUUUGUUCAUGCAAAUAAGAUAACAGAAAAAAAAUGUGAUACAUAUAAGGAUGGUAUACAUAAUCAUAUGAGCAAUAAUAAAAGUAUCGAGAUCCAUAAAUAUCAUGAUUGUACUUUAACAUGUUUAAAUGAUUUAUUUUGUUUUAUUUCAGUAGAUUUAAACCCUGUAGCUAACCAAACUUAUUUUCAUAAUUUUAAAGAUUCGACAAUUUUGUUAACACAAACGAGAGAUGUCCAUAAAUUUUUUAAAUGGAAAUGUGAUAGUAUGGAUAAACAAAGCAAUGGAUCGACACAUAAUGAACAUGAAAAAACACAAAAAAAAAAAAAUAAAAAAAAAAAUAAUGAUGAUGAUGAAAAGAAUAAUAUUUUUAAUAUAAACAAAAAUUAUAUUAUACAAACAGACAUAAAUAAUAUUAUGCCAGAAUUUUUAAACAAUCAUCAUUUCAACAUUUUAUUAAUUUCUAAUCCUUGUCAGCCAUAUACAAGACAAAAUCAAAAAUUUAAAGAAAUAAAUUUGGAUCUCCUUUUCUGCAAGAAUAACGAAUACAAGCAAAAUGUAAAUAAUAACAUUAGUAAUGAUAACAAUAGUUUUUAUAGUAAUCAUAAUGGUGAUGAGAACCAUCAAUUUAAUGUAGAUAAUAUAAAUAUAGAUGAACUAAACAAUUAUAUAUACAAUGACAAAGAUGAAAGAACAAAAAGUUUUAUACACAUAUGCACUUUACUAACCAAAGUAGAUUUUAAAAAUUUACCAGAGUAUAUAUUUAUUGAAAAUGUAAAAAAUUUUGAACUCUCUUCUUCUUUUAUAUAUUUUUUAUAUUGUAUUAAAAAUAAUUAUUCUUUUCAGACAUAUUUACUUUCCCCUUUACAAUUCGGUAUACCCAAUGAACGACUUCGUUUUUAUUGUAUAUGUAAAAAAAAAAAUUAUGAUUUUAAACAUGCAAAUAAUUUAUCAGGAAUAAAUUAUAUAAAGGAUAAAAACCUAAAUUUAUACACAAAUUCUUUAAUACCCAAGAAUUAUUUACAUAAAAAUAAUAUACAUGAACAAAAAAAUAACCAAGGUGAUAAUUAUAAUAAUAUCUCUUGUGAAAAUGUUAUAUUCUAUACACCAAAUUUAAUAACAUAUCUAGAUGUCAAUAAUAAUUUUAAUAUAACAAAUAAUAUAUGGAAUCAUAUUAAUAUAUAUAAUAAUUAUUUGGAUAAUUAUCAAGUUCAAAAUCAAGUAUUACAAAAAAACGCUUCCUAUUGUUUUGAUAUAAUAAACAUUAAUAAAAAAACAACCACUUGUUGUCAUGUGGCAAAUUAUUAUCAUCAUCAUCAUCAGAAAAAAAAAGAAAACGUAAACAAUAUUUCUCCUGAUGAACCAACCAAGCAUAUGAACGCAAAAGGAAAUUACGCCAUGUGCUUUACUUCUAAUUAUGGAAGGUAUAUAAAAGGAUCGGGUUCUAUAUUAUAUUACAAUCGAAAGGAGAAUUCUAAUUGCGCUGAACAAAAAACAAAAAACAAAGAAACAAAUGUGUUAACAAAAGAGAAUAACGAAUAUGUACAUACAUCUAAUUACACAUGCAAUUCAAUAUCUAACUCUGAUAAUGACACAUAUGAAACACGGAGAAAAAAAAAUUGCAUGAAAAAAUAUGAACAAAAUGUAAGAUAUUUUACUCCCACAGAGAUUUCUAGAUUAAUGGGAUUUAAAAUGAAAACAAAUAAUAAAAACAUAAAUCAAAAUGAAAAAGGAAAAAACACAUAUGGAAAUGUUUUUUGGAAUAUCGAUCAUAUAAAUCAUACAUGUGCCUAUUUUAGUAAUGUACAUUAUUGUGAUGUACAAAAUAAAAAUGCAUGCUUAUUAACAUAUCAAAAUGUAACAAAUCUAAAUAAUAAUCAUACUUAUCAAAAUUGUCAUCAAAAGAAUUGUUUAUGUCAUGAAUUUGUUUUUCCAAAUUUUUUAACAGACAGACAAAAAUAUAAAUUAAUUGGAAAUUCAGUUAAUGUCAUUGUCAUAUCCUACAUUUUUCACGUCCACAAUAUAUUUGAGCAUAUACACAUAUAA
Molecule: messenger RNA, 2121 nt
Organism: Plasmodium falciparum 3D7
Lineage: Eukaryota; Apicomplexa; Aconoidasida; Haemosporida; Plasmodiidae
Gene: DNMT
Product: DNA (cytosine-5)-methyltransferase
Molecular function (GO): methyltransferase activity; DNA (cytosine-5-)-methyltransferase activity
Source: RefSeq, a predicted model, not a curated record